Messenger RNA from Callithrix jacchus (white-tufted-ear marmoset), 2334 nucleotides. It is a transcript of the gene SHCBP1L, whose product is annotated as SHC binding and spindle associated 1 like. The record is from RefSeq and is a predicted model, not a curated record. Gene Ontology annotation, biological process: male meiosis cytokinesis; spermatogenesis. NCBI's taxonomy places the organism in Eukaryota, Metazoa, Chordata, Mammalia, Primates, Cebidae. Gene Ontology annotation, cellular component: meiotic spindle.
GUCCCACCUCACCCUGAGUCGCGCCCAUCAGCACCCCGACAGUCUCCACAGGACCCCGCGCUCCAGCCUCAGGCCCCGCCCCCCAGCCCCGCGCCGCGCCCCACAUCCCUACCCGAGCCGCAGCACCCCGCCAGGCGGAAGUCCCUCGAGCCGCCGCUCGUUGGACCUGAAGCGCAGCGCGCCUAUUGGCCAGUGCGGCCGAGAGCGGGAAAACUGGCCAACGGCUGCGCCGGCGCUCCGGCUGCUGAGGACAUGGCGUCCCGCUCCAGUGCCUCGGUGCCGGUGGACUCAGUUCGCACCAUCAGCCCUGGAAGGCGAGGCGAGAAGGCUGCUUCCGCCGUCCCCGCGGACACGGCGGCCGAGACCACACUGAAGAGCACCGCCAUCACGGUGCGGUCUGUGGUGGCCUCCCUUCGCCAGGUGAAGGGAAAAGCGGGCCGGGAGGAGGCCAGGUGGCGGCUCCAGCGCCUGCCCGCGGCUCAGGCGGAGGAGGAGGCGGCCGAGGAGGAGAAGGAGGAGAAGGAGGCCCUGCUGUCAGUGCCUGAGGAGGAAGACGAGGCGCAGCCCCUGCCCCCAAUCUGCGUGUCCCGUAUGCGGGGGAUGUGGCGGAAAGAGAAGGUGGCGCUGUAUUGCGACCAAGUGCUGCAGGACUGUGAGGGAGUAUAUGCUGAUGAGGUUAUGGGCAAAUACCUAUCAGAAAAAUUAAAGUUGAAAGACAAAUGGCUUGGAGUGUGGAAGACUAAUCCCGAUGUAUUCUUUGUGAAAUAUGAAGAAUCUUCUAUCCCUUUUGUUGGAAUACUGGUUGAGGUAACUUGUGGACUGUACCAAGACUCAUCAUCUCAUUUCAAAGUUGCUGUUUCUGUCGCUGAGCCCCUUUCUUCUAACAUCACAAAUAUUCCAAGAGAUUUGGUUGAUGAGAUUUUGGAGGAACUGGAACACAGUGUGCCUCUUUUGGAAGUGUAUCCUGUUGAGGGACAAGAUACUGAUAUACGUGAUAUUGCUUUUGCCUUGGAAGUUGUCAGGUUUUUUUAUGACUUUCUUUGGAGAGACUGGGAUGAUGAAGAAAGUUGUGAGAAUUAUACUGCACUUAUUGAAGAAAGAAUUAAUUUGUGGUGUGAUAUGCAGGAUGGAACAAUACCUGGUCCUAUUGCACAACGUUUUAAAAAAACUUUGGAGGAAUAUAAAAACAAACGUGUCGAGCUCAUUGAGUAUCAAAGCCUUGUUAAAGAAGAUCCAUCUGCAGCAGAGGCUGUUCAAUGCUGGAAAAAAUACUAUGAGAUAGUCAUGCUCUGUGGAUUAUUGAAAAUGUGGGAAGAUUUACGCCUCCGAAUUCAUGGACCUUUCUUUCCAAGAAUUCUGAGGCGUAGGAAAGGGAAAAGAGAAUGUGGAAAAACUGUAACACAUAUUGUAGUGAAAGUGAUGACUGCUGAAAUGGUAAAGGAUUUAUCUUCAGACACACUUCUCCAACAGCAUGAUGAUUUGGAUUUGGCUUUGGAUAAUUGUUAUAGUGGAGAUACAGUAAUAAUUUUUCCAGGAGUAUAUCAAGCUGCAAAUCUUGCUUUGUUGACAGAUGACAUUAUUAUAAAAGGAGUUGGAGAGAGAAAGGAAAUUAUAAUUACUUCUGAACCUUCUCAUGACAGUUUUGUGGUAUCCAAAGCUGACAAUGUGAAACUAAUGCAUCUAUCUUUGAUACAACAAGGGACGGUUGAUGGUAUCGUGGUGGUGGAGUCUGGUCACAUGACUCUAGAAAACUGCAUAUUAAAAUGUGAAGGAACAGGAGUGUGUGUUCUUACAGGGGCUGCUUUGACAAUUACAGACAGUGAAAUAACUGGUGCCCAGGGUGCUGGUGUUGAACUGUAUCCUGGAAGCACAGCUAUUUUGGAAAGAAAUGAAAUUCAUCACUGCAAUAACCUCAGAACCAGUGACAGUUCAAAAAGCACCUUAGGUGGAGUUAAUAUGAAGGUUCUUCCAGCACCCAAAUUGAAGAUGACUAGUAAUCAUAUUUAUAGCAACAAAGGCUAUGGAGUAAGCAUUCUUCAGCCAACAGAACAGUUUUUUAUUGUAGCAGAAGAAGCUCUCAACAAAAGGGCUGCUUCAGGAGAUAAAAAAGAUGAUAAAAUGCUCUUCAAAGUAAUGGAAAACCUGAAUCUGGAAAUGAAUAAUAAUAAGAUAGAAGCAAAUGUAAAGGGGGAUAUCAGAAUAGGCACAAGUUAAAGCAUCUGGAUUGACAUUAAAGUUGUAUAUUUCAGAAAUAUGUUUAAUAAAUGAUUCUCAUAUCCCAUUGAAAUGGUAGUUUCAAUUAAAUUCAAAGCUUAAUUAAAAAUAUUUAAAUAU